Didymosphaeria variabile is the source of this 1797-nucleotide messenger RNA. RefSeq lists its product as uncharacterized. Gene Ontology annotation, molecular function: protein binding. The record is from RefSeq and is a predicted model, not a curated record. Bases 1 to 1797 code for a protein of 598 amino acids. The transcript is spliced from 2 exons. Lineage: Eukaryota; Fungi; Ascomycota; Dothideomycetes; Pleosporales; Didymosphaeriaceae.
AUGACUUCCGUCAUUGCUGCGGUCGUUCCAAUCUCGCAGUACGCAAUCGAAGCAACCAAGCGCCCAAACAACGCCAGGUGGGCCAUGGCCAUCCCAGAAAUGCCGCUAGCGCUCGCAGACGCUAUCCUGAAGGAGCAUCCUACCGGAAUCAACUACAACGUCAUCGUCUACGACGUGGCCCACGUUCACAAGGUUGCCCGCAAGAGCAUGCACUUUGGCAAGAAGCGCACCAACGCCGUGCAGCUUUUGGGUGCCGAUGUCGACCCGCACCACUUCGAAUUAGCCUUUGACACUGGCAAGCGGACCUUGUCGCUCAUCAACAAUAGCGCACAGAACUUGACCACAGCAGAUGUAUGCAGUGGAAAGGUCCAUCUGGUUCCAGGGAGCUCUACAACCUUGAGGGAGAACACUAUGCUCGAGUUUGGUAGUUAUAAAUUCUGUGUUUACCUUAAUGAUCCUCACGUCGCAGGACUGUCUGGUCGAGCACAUGACGGAAUAGAGGACGAGAUGGCUACCGCGCCCACCACGCUGCGGACUCUGGCCCAAGAUAAGCCAACCCCUACACGGGACAACUCCACACUCAUCCAGGACAACUCCGCUUUCCAGAACAAGGCCACUCCCGUCCAGGACAACUCUACUCCCAUCCUUUACAAGCGAGGUCCUGACCGAUACAAGGACGUCUCGACUGAUGGCGAGCCGGUUCCUAUUCACAAGAACCCCAUGCUCGUCUCCCAGAAGCCUGUUCCCGUCUGUAGGUCGGGCAUACCUACCCUCGCGCAGGCUGCGGAGCGUAGCACGGUUGGCGAGGCCGUCUCCCUGGGUGUCGGAGCUCGAGGCGGCCUCAAACGUGCGAGGGCUGACAUGGAUGGAGGUGAGGCUGGCGAUGAAAAUGGACGACCUACCAAGCGCGCUCGCUUCGAAGACGACAAAGGAGAAGAGGAUUCGCCCUAUAAGCAGUUUAGUGGACUACGUCUGCUUGGUCACUACAUCACUUUUAAGUCUUUCAUCUCAAGCUCUUCAAAAGCGUUAUCAAUGAACGAGGAACUUCAAAAGGGCGUAGAAGUGUGCAACACUAGUAACGCAGUCGACAAGAAGGAGCCUCAUAGGAGCCAGGAACUCCGUGAGGCUAGCGACAUGAUAAAGCGCGAGGAACCUCACGAGGAUACAAGGUGGAGUAAGACCGAAAAGGCGAUUCAGCGUCAGGAAGAAUCAAAUGGCCACAGGUUUGACAAGAAUAAGGGGACUGAAGAGGCAGGUACCGUGAUCCCUAAAGUCCAGCACACCCAGACAAAGGACACCGAAAAGCACAGUGUAGUAGAGGUUAUUCCAGUCCAAACUGGCGCUGCACUGGAAAACGUGGGGUCCAUGGCAGCCACAGUCACUCGCCCUAUCCCUCCCCCCUACAUAUCCAAAGGACCUCCUCCCUUGCCAGGCUAUGAAGCAUUCAGGAAAUCAUCGUAUGGGGAGAGGAUCCUAGCAGACAGGGCUAACAUUCUAAAGAGAAGUAUGCAGGAGGACGAGGGCAGAGUUGGAUCUGAGGACGAGGGCGAGGUUGGAGCCCGAGGCAACGUAGAGGCCGAGCUCCCUACAAUGAGACGCCCCAUCUCCCCGCCCGAACUACGCCGUCCGCGCAGCGCCAAGGCUACGCCCAUCCGCGCAGAGAUGCCGAACCUUGACGAGGACGGCGGCGCGACCAAUCCCGAGCAGGCGUCAUCUCCAUCCACACCUCCCGCGCCGAAGAAGCGACGUAGACUGCCGUGGCAGGUGACGGGCAAGGACGUGCGGAAGAAGUAUUAA